GUACCAGAACCUCUCACAGAACCACAACCUCUAACAGAACCUCUAACAGAACCACAACCUCUAACAGAACCUCUAACAGAACCACAACAACCAGAACCACUGACACAACCAGGACCAGAACCUCUAUCAGAGCCACAACCACUAACAGAACCAGAACCACUAACACAACCAGAACCAGGACCAGAACCUGGUCUCUAUGAGGUCCUGAUUUAG
Gymnodraco acuticeps is the source of this 213-nucleotide messenger RNA. Its product is annotated as procyclic form-specific polypeptide B-alpha-like. NCBI's taxonomy places the organism in Eukaryota, Metazoa, Chordata, Actinopteri, Perciformes, Bathydraconidae. The record is from RefSeq and is a predicted model, not a curated record.